Penicillium samsonianum is the source of this 2112-nucleotide messenger RNA. RefSeq names its product terpene cyclase/mutase family protein. The coding region runs from base 1 to 2112 and encodes 703 amino acids. Gene Ontology annotation, cellular component: lipid droplet. NCBI's taxonomy places the organism in Eukaryota, Fungi, Ascomycota, Eurotiomycetes, Eurotiales, Aspergillaceae. Gene Ontology annotation, molecular function: intramolecular transferase activity. The transcript has a single exon. Gene Ontology annotation, biological process: triterpenoid biosynthetic process. The record is from RefSeq and is a predicted model, not a curated record.
AUGUCGGAGACCAAUGAGAUCACGACGCAAAGUACAACGCUUGUUGGGUGUUCCGAAGAUGAUGCAUUGUUGUCCAGAGUUAAGCAGUCACUCUUACUUUCUGCCCAGCACAGCAGGGAGCAGAUGAAGUCGGAUGGGCACUGGUGUGGUGAAGUUAAAACAAACGCAACGACAACCGCGGAGUACGUCUUCCUAUACCAGGCUCUAGGUCUAGACCUUAAGCGAGAUCGAGAAGCAAUCAUCUCCUGGCUACUUUCCGAGCAAAGGUCAGACGGUUCUUGGAGCAUUGCCACAUAUUACCCAGGGGAUAUUUCAGUAACAGUAGAGGCUUACCUUGCUUUGAAAGUCCUGGGUGUCUCCGAGGUGAGCGCCGCAUUGCAGAAAGCUCGCAACUUCGUCAUUGCGUCUGGUGGUAUGGCCAAGAUCCGCAUUUUCACUCGGAUAUACCUCGCCAUGUUCGGCCUCUUUCCCUGGACCGCCGUCCCAGAGUUGCCCCCCGAGCUAAUCCUCGUGCCAUCCAUGUUCCCUAUUUGUAUCUACCAAUGGUCGGCAUGGGCGCGGGCUACUGUUGUUCCGCUCCUGGUUAUCUCUCACCAUCGUCCAAUCUACCCCCUUCCAAAUGGAAAGUCUGAGCCCAACACGUACCUGGAUGAACUCUGGUGCAACCCCACGGAUAAGAUGGCUCCCUACGCUGAUGGUCUGUUGGAAUCAUGGGGGUUGGAAAACGUCGCCUUUGCGUUCACCUUCAUUGAUUCAAUUUUACAUCGCUUGAAUGGCCUGAGAUCGUUCAAUCCCGUCCGUCGGUAUGCCAUCCGGAGGUGCGUCGAGUGGAUCCUUGGACACCAAGAGGAGGCGGGCGAUUUCGGCGAUAUCAUGCCGCCACUGCAUGGAGCUAUGUUUGCUCUGACCUUGGAAGGGUACCGACUUGAUUCGGAUCCUAUCCAACGAGGACUGAAAGCCAUUGAACGCUUUGCGUGGUGUGACAAGCGCGGGAAGAGAAUUCAAACUACAGUUUCCGCUUUUUGGGACACCAGCUUGAUGAUUGUUGGCCUCAGUGAUGCAGGAAUGACAGCAAAAAACCCGUUGCUGACAAAAUCUAUGGCGUGGGUCCGAGGCCGACAGAUCCGCACUAAACACGGUGACUGGAUGGUAUACAACCCCAAACUGGAACCGGGUGGCUUUAGUUUUGGGUACUUCAACACAUGGUAUCCCGACAUGGAUGACACGGCGGCAGCUGUUGUGUCGAUGAUCAGACAAGACUCUGAUUCGGUGCAUUCGUCCUGUGUUUUGGAUGCGCUGAAAUGGCUUCUGGGUAUGCAAAAUAAAGACGGCGGCUGGGGCGCUUUCGAUCGAGACAACAAUAAUCUGUUUCUCAAUAAGAUCCCUUUCAGUGAUAUGGACACCUUGUGUGACCCGUCCACUGCAGACGUCAGUGGUCAUGUCCUUGAGACCUUCGGCCUGUUCCUCUCAGUCAGCAGGCAGCACAAAACGUGGAUUGUUGAGAAUGAGCUUGUCGAUCGUCUUACGUCCGCUUCGCAAAAAGCGAUUGAUUACCUGUCUGGCAUGCAAGAACCCUCAGGUGCUUGGUACGGGCGCUGGGGUUGCAACUAUAUAUACGGAACUAGUGCUGCCCUCUGCGCACUGGCGUAUUUUGUUGGCACCAGGGUGGACAACAUAUGGACGGAGAAGGAUGAUAGCAUCCAUGAUGGUGUUUAUAAUGCAAUACAAUGGUUGGAGACGACACAAAACCAGGACGGCGGCUGGGGAGAGACACUGCACUCCUAUAAGGAUCCUCUGCGAGCUGGCUCCGGUCCAUCAACGGCAUCACAAACAGCUUGGGCCCUUAUGGGCCUGAUCCCCUACUUACCACCGUCGACAAGAGUGGUCAGCAAGGGGGUAGAGUAUCUGUUGCGAACACAGACGAAGGCCGGCCUUCAAGGGGCGACAUGGCAUGAGGAAUAUUUUACCGGGACUGGGUUCCCGAACCAUUUCUAUAUCAGAUACUCACUUUACCCUCACUACUUUCCGUUGAUGGCGCUUGGUCGGUACGCAAGGGCGAUGGGACAACAUCCUCUGAGUGAAUUUGUAUCUCCCACACACACCCAAUCUUAG